This is a messenger RNA of Aegilops tauschii subsp. strangulata, 2139 nucleotides long. Its product is annotated as cytokinin dehydrogenase 1. Gene Ontology annotation, molecular function: FAD binding; cytokinin dehydrogenase activity. The record is from RefSeq and is a predicted model, not a curated record. Gene Ontology annotation, biological process: cytokinin metabolic process. NCBI's taxonomy places the organism in Eukaryota, Viridiplantae, Streptophyta, Magnoliopsida, Poales, Poaceae.
CAGAAAAAUUCCUACUUUAUGAAACAAUUGACAUAAUUUUUUCUAUAGGAAUUAAUAUACAUACCAUUUCAUUUAUCAUGACUUCCCUAACUAUGAUAUUACUAUCCUGUGAAAAAAGGAGGCCUCAACUUUCACCGCCGUAGCAGCAUCUUGGAGAAUUAACGCAUACGUUUAUGUUGCACCGGCCGAUCCAUCUUCCCCCCGUAGGCCGGCUAUAUAUACGGGGUGCAACUCCGAGGAGCAAAACACCACAGGAUAAUUACCCAGCAGAUCAUCAUCAUCACAUUAACGCGCCUAGCUAGCUAAACGCGAAGCGCUAAUGGCGAUCGUUUACGUGCUUCUGGUGGCGCUGAUCACCGCGGCGUCUCAUGCGCCGGACGGCGCGCACGGCCAGACGUGGCACGGCGACCUCGCCGCGCUCGCCGCGGCCGGCAGGCUCCGCAGCGACCCAAACGCCACCCUGGCGGCCUCCACGGACUUCGGCAACAUCACGGCGGCGCUCCCGGCGGCCGUGCUGUUCCCGUCGUCCCCGGCGGACGUGGCCGCGCUCCUCCGCGCCGCGCACACCACCGCGGCAUGGCCCUACACCAUCUCGUUCCGCGGCCGCGGCCACUCCGUGAUGGGGCAGGCCUUGGCCCCGGGCGGCGUGGUCGUCGACAUGCCCUCCCUGGGCGGCCCGUCCUCCGCGGCGCGCAUCAACGUGUCGGCGGACGGCCAGUACGUGGACGCCGGCGGCGAGCAGAUGUGGAUCGACGUGCUGCGGGCGACGCUGGAGCGCGGCGUCGCGCCGCGGUCGUGGACGGACUACCUCCACCUCACCGUCGGCGGCACGCUCUCGAACGCCGGCAUCAGCGGCCAGACCUACCGGCACGGCCCCCAGAUUUCCAACGUCCUGGAGCUGGACGUCAUCACCGGCUACGGCGAGAUGGUGACGUGCUCCAAGUCGCUCAACGCGGACCUGUUCGAUGCGGCGCUGGGCGGGCUGGGCCAGUUCGGCGUGAUCGUGCGCGCCCGGAUCGCGCUCGAGCCGGCGCCGACGCGGGCGCGGUGGGCGCGGCUCGUCUACACCGACUUCGCCGCCUUCUCCGCCGACCAGGAGCGGCUCGCCGCGCCCGGGCCCGACGGCGCGUUCGGGCCGAUGAGCUACCUCGAGGGCGCGGUCUACGUGAACCACAGCCUGGCCGCCGGGCUGAAGAACUCGGGCGGGUUCUUCACCGACGCCGACGUCGCCAGGAUCGUGGCCGUCGCCGCGGCGAGGAACGCCACCACCGUGUACGUCAUCGAGGCGACGCUCAACUACGACAGCGCCACGGCCGCGUCCGUGGACCAGGAGCUCAGCUCGGUGCUGGCGACGCUGAGGCACGAGGAGGGGCUCGCGUUCGUGCGGGACGCGUCGUACCUGGAGUUCCUGGACCGGGUGCACGGCGAGGAGGUGGCGCUGGACAAGAUCGGGCUGUGGCGUGUCCCGCACCCUUGGCUCAUCGUGCUCGUGCCCCGCUCCCGCAUCGCCGACUUCGACCGCGGCGUCUUCAAGGGCAUCCUCCAGGGCACCGACAUCGCCGGGCCUCUCGUCGUCUACCCGCUCAACAAAUCCAAGUGGGACGACGGCAUGUCGGCGGUGACGCCGGCGGAGGAGGUGUUCUACGCGGUGUCGCUGCUCUUCUCGUCGGUGGCCAACGACCUGAAGCGGCUGGAGGCGCAGAACCAGAAGAUACUGCGGUUCUGCGACCUCGCCGGGAUAGGGUACAAGGAGUACCUGGGACACUACACGGCCCACGGUGACUGGGUCCGCCACUUCGGCAGCAAGUGGCAGCGCUUCGUGGAGAUGAAGGACAAGUACGACCCCAAGAGGCUGCUCUCCCCUGGCCAAGACAUCUUCAACCUACUCCUUUGAGUAGAUGCAAUUUAGUUGUUACUACUUGUGGAUUAACGUGUGGACAGUAACACAGCAGUUUAACUUUAAUUUCCCGUUUUUACUCAUGCAAUAGCAAAUUUGAUAGUAGGUUGUACGCUAAUAAUAUGCUCUGUCGAGCUUUAAUCUCCACAUGUACCCGUUAUUAAUAGUACUACUGUAAGCAAAAGUGUGAACAAAGCUCCAACAAUGUACACUUUGCCAGAUAAAUGUUUCAUUUGAGCUCA